CAGUUUAGCAAGCAAGCUUAACAAUCAAUGGCAGGCACCAAAGUUUUAGCUAUGGCUUUUGUUGUUCUCUUGGGCAUUGGAUUAGCCAAGGCUGCGCGGGUGUCCAGGCUCUCCGAUGCUCAAGGGAGUGGAGGGGGCGGGGGUGGUGGAAUUGUGGACGGCAGUGGCUCAGGAUCCGGGAGCGGCACUGCGUCCAGCCGGGUCGUCCCAAACGAAGGCCAUGCGAGUGCCGGAGCUACCCAUGCAGUCGCCGGAGCUGGAGGCAGCGGCGGUGGCGCGAGCCAGUACCGUGGAUCCGGAAGUGGAGCCGGGUAUGGCUCCAGCGCCGCUUCUAGCGAGUCAGCUGGAGGAGUAUUUGUUGCUUUCCCUGGAUAUUCUAGCGCUGAUGGUACCAGCAGUGGUGGUGGCGGAGGACAAGCCGGAGGUUAUGAUGGAUCUAGCGGUCAUGGAGAGGGCAGUGGCACCGGCUCCGGUUCUAGCUCCGCCAAGUCUACCUAUUAUGGAGCAGAGGAUGCAAAUGCAAGUGUUAAGGGUAGUGGAGGUGGCAAAGGAGGUGGGGAAAAUGGUGGGAGCGGCCGCGGCAGCGGGAGCGGAUCUGGAAAUGCCGAAGCAAACCCUUAA
Triticum urartu is the source of this 621-nucleotide messenger RNA. RefSeq lists its product as uncharacterized. The record is from RefSeq and is a predicted model, not a curated record. Lineage: Eukaryota; Viridiplantae; Streptophyta; Magnoliopsida; Poales; Poaceae.